This is a messenger RNA of Hippopotamus amphibius kiboko, 2362 nucleotides long. RefSeq names its product homeobox A7 (gene HOXA7). Gene Ontology annotation, cellular component: nucleus. Gene Ontology annotation, biological process: anterior/posterior pattern specification; regulation of transcription by RNA polymerase II. The record is from RefSeq and is a predicted model, not a curated record. The coding region runs from base 373 to 1167 and encodes 264 amino acids. Gene Ontology annotation, molecular function: DNA-binding transcription factor activity, RNA polymerase II-specific; RNA polymerase II cis-regulatory region sequence-specific DNA binding. The transcript has 4 exons. Lineage: Eukaryota; Metazoa; Chordata; Mammalia; Artiodactyla; Hippopotamidae.
UUCACAACCUCUGAUGAAUGGGGUUUUACAGCUUCCCCAAGAACCGCCCGUGGCCGUGUAUCCAAGCCGCAGAUACAAAGCUCGAUUUAUGUAACUACAAAUAAAUGGCGAAGGAGCAGAUCGGUGGCGACCACUUCUCUCCACCGAUCACGGAGGCCCCAGGCUGCCGCGGGCCCUGCGGAGCGAGACCACCUGUGAGGGCUGCUGAGAUUGGCGGAGGCGAUCAUGUGGGCGGUCACGUGCUGCGACGAGCUCCGUCCAAAAAGAAAAUGGGGUUUGGUGUAAAUCUGGGGGUGUAAUGUUAUCAUAUAUCACGCUACCUCGUAAAACCGACACUGAAAGCUGCCGGACAACAAAUCACAGGUCAAAAUUAUGAGUUCUUCGUAUUAUGUGAACGCGCUUUUUAGCAAAUAUACGGCGGGGGCUUCUCUGUUCCAAAAUGCCGAGCCGACUUCUUGCUCCUUUGCGCCCAACUCGCAGAGAAGCGGCUACGGGGCGGGCGCCGGCGCCUUCCCUUCGACCGUACCGGGCUUGUACAAUGUCAACAGCCCCCUCUAUCAGAGCCCCUUCGCGUCUGGCUACGGCCUAGGUGCCGACGCCUACGGCAACCUGCCCUGCGCCUCCUACGACCAAAACAUCCCGGGGCUCUGCAGUGACCUCGCCAAAGGCGCCUGCGACAAGGCAGACGAAGGCGCGCUGCACGGCCCGGCCGAGGCCAGUUUCCGCAUCUAUCCCUGGAUGCGGUCUUCAGCAGAGAGAGCCAAACCCUUUAGGGCCCCUCACACGCCCCUGUGCCAGGGGCCAUUUAAAGACGGGAUGGGGCCGGACCGAAAGCGGGGCCGCCAGACCUACACGCGCUACCAGACCCUGGAGCUGGAGAAGGAGUUCCACUUCAACCGCUACCUGACGCGGCGCCGCCGCAUCGAGAUCGCCCACGCGCUCUGCCUCACCGAGCGCCAGAUCAAGAUCUGGUUCCAGAACCGCCGCAUGAAGUGGAAGAAGGAGCAUAAGGAUGAGGGUCUGGCCGCUUCCGCUGCCCCCGAGGGCGCCGUGCCCGCCGCCGCUGCAGCCGCCACCGCCACCGCCGCCGACAAGGCCGACGACGAGGAGGACGACGACGAGGCCGACGACGACGAGGAGGAGGAGGAGGAAGAGGAGGAAGAAUGAGGGCCGGAGCCGGGGUUCUGGCUUCACCAGACAGUCGGGAAAUCAUCUUUAGAGACUGAUUUUAUUUACAAAAGUGAAAUAAAUAAAAAGAAAAUGUUAAAAAAAAAAAAAAAAAACCCCAGUCCCCAACCUGCACCCAAUCUACCCCAUUACCCACUCCAUCUCCCAGCUUUUUUGGACUGAGCAGCCACCUAGACUGGGUCCCCUUGGGGAUCCCCUCUGCCUGCGAGGAACCCCCCCCAACAGACACCCCCAACCCCUGGCCGGCCACCUCUGCGCUGGCACGGUUAUACUACCUAGCACAGGCCUCCAGGAGAGGCACCCCCAAACUACCUAUGUGCCCAGCCCCAGAGGGCCUCCACUCCCAGGAAGCCCAGACGUGUCCCAACACUGUCAGACACCCAACAUCUCCCCCAUACCGGCAAGGACUUGACUCUCACUACUACCUACUCGCCCCAAACUACCUAUUUUGUGCUCACUGGCUUGUCUGCUACCUAGUGCCGAACCCUCCCCGCUCCUCGCCAGGCCUCUGCUGCUUCUGGCUAGCAGCCUUUGGGAUCCCUGAGGCUGCGCUGAGAAGGCACUGGGGUCCGGGGACCAGGGCAUUGGCUUCUAUUUAAAUGGAAAAAUAAUAUAUUUAUUCCAAAGCAUUCUAAGUGCUGCAAUCUAGAAGUCCUCCUUCUUUGGCCUGGGCACCCCAUAUUCAGGCCUAUCAGCCCCUAUUUCUGACAGGGAGCAUUCCCAAGCUAGCUGCAGGCCUCUGGGUUCGCUUCUGCUGAGUAGCACUGCAGAGAUGCUCCCAGACUCCCUGCCCCUCCCCUGGCCCCUGUGUGUCCUACUGUCCAGCUAUGUUGAAUAUGUACACCCUGACUUUUCCUACAAUGGCAAAUAUUGUAUAUUUGAACAAGUUUUUUUUUGUCAUUUAUAUAGUCUUGGAGCUCAUUUGUAAGGCAAUGUCCUGACUUGGGAAGGAUGUGUUAAUGGGGUGACUUUGUAGCAUGAUGCUUUGUCUUGGGCUAACUCAGUAGUGGGUGGGGAGGGCUGAUGCCCUCCCCAGUGCCCUUUAUCUCCUGUGUUGUCCUGUGUCCCCCUCACCCCUCUUGGCUCUAGCCUGGGCUUCCAGGAACGGGAAGAUACACUUCCCAUCUUGCCCAGUUAACCGUGUUUUAUGUAACAGAAAAUAAAGAUGCUCGAU